UUCGUUUCUCAUCCUGUUGGCCAUGGCUCACUUCGCUCUUGGAGGCUAUUGUAUUGUUGUUUACAAAAACACCGAACAAAGGGCUCUGAGGCACCAAAUCGAAAAUGACCUGAGGAUGAAGCUGGAAAACGCUGGGUUGGACGAAAUACAGGACUGGAUGUCUUGCUGUGGAAUUCUGCAACCAGCUGAAGAAUACAGAUUUGUCGAUGCAACAAAACUCAACGGCUAUGAGUUACCUCCAUCUUGUUGCGAAUCAAGGGUGCCAUGCAGUAUCGACUCUCCAGAUCGAUACUCGGAAGGAUGUCUUACCUCAGUUUUUGAUUUCACCGUUGGUACCAACAUCAUCAUUGGAUAUAUUUCAUUAGGAAUUGCAGCUACUGAGUUACUUGGAGCCAUUUUUGCCAUCUGUCUGUCUUGUUGUGUGUGGAGACAUCAGAGUGUAGCAGUCUGGAGAUAAACAAAACGAAAACGAAUUGAUAAAGUUGAAAUUCCAGACCAGGAGAAACAAUAAUUUUUACUACAGCCACAAAUAUAGUUCGUCUAUAUGAUAAAAUGAUUCAAUCUAAGAUUUACAGUUGAUCAUACUGUACCUAUUCUUGAAGUUUGAACACUCUGUGAUAUUUUAGUCAUUAUUGAAACGAUUGUUGACAGUUCAUUUCAAUUGCAGUGGCAUAUAGUCUUACUCAAGAGGACUUGAAUAUUCAGUUCAAUUUACAUAUUCACGUGUUCAGAAUAUUAGGAAAAUUUGAAGGAAAUUUGGUACUUGAAGAAUGGAAAAAUAUUCUGUAUCGAUGUAGUGAAUAAGUCCUGGAUAAAUUCACAAAUGAUUUGCUGAGGAUAUCUCAUUUAGAGUUGGAAAUGUUGCUCUAUAUUUAUGGCUUUAGAGUAACUGUUACAUAUUUUUAGAUAUCAAAUAUGUAUUGUUGAAUAUUGUUGCUUCUUUAUAUUGUGUUUAUCCAGAGUUUUUUAUAACGUGUUGAAUAAUUGUAUUGACGGAAACCCUCAUAGGGUUUAGAUUUAUAUUUCGAUGAAUGAAUGUAUAUUACUAUUUUAGUUUGUUCGUACCAAGAUACUAUAUAAUAUCUAGUAAUAUAAUUGAUUACUAGGUGA
Leptinotarsa decemlineata (Colorado potato beetle) is the source of this 1110-nucleotide messenger RNA. RefSeq names its product 23 kDa integral membrane protein. Lineage: Eukaryota; Metazoa; Arthropoda; Insecta; Coleoptera; Chrysomelidae. The record is from RefSeq and is a predicted model, not a curated record. Gene Ontology annotation, cellular component: plasma membrane.